AUGGCAAAAGAUGAAGUUCGGAAACUUUUAAAUCUGGCUGAGUCAGAAAGUGAGCGUGAACGUUUAAAAUAUGCUAUUGCAAAGUCAUCGGGGAUCUCAAAUACGAAAGCGAAAAAUAUUUACGGGUUUUCAAGUUUAAACGAAAGGAAAGCCAAGGUGGAACAAGCGAUGGAGGAAGCUUGUGCCAUCAAAGAUGCGAUUGAAAAUGUUGCAAAGAUCAAAGAAAAGGCAUUGCUGCAGUCUUUAGGUGUAUAUGAAACGAGUGGCGAAAGUGACGAAAUGGACAGUACGAGUGAGACGGAUACCGACAAUACAGAAGAACCGAAUUCUGCGGAUGGUUCCGGUCAGGAAAUUUCUUCUGACGAUGUAGUAUCCGACUCAGGAUCUAGUGAAGCCGAAAUAUGGGCCAAGGGAGUUAAAAGUGUAUUAGAUCAACGAGGAAAGGAAUUAAUUAUGAAGAAAAGAGCUUAUAUACGACGUAAAUGCGUGAGACAAACGAAGAAAAGGCUGGCUGAAGCACGUUUAAUGAAGAGAAGGCGAAGCAAAAAAGUUGGCAAAAUAAUUUCAGAAUGUCCAGGUAUUGGCCAAGAAAUAGAACAGUUUGUGAAACAGUGCGGUGCAGGAGCAGAUGCGUGGAGAAGAACAGGGAUAUUGACUUUUGAUGGUAAUCGGAAAAUAAAGAAGAAGGCGACAUUCAGGAGAAUAAAAGAACACUUAGAAAAUAAGUAUGGCCGAAAAAUUUCAUAUGGUAGUGUGGUUCAGUUAUGCUGCGCUCGUAAUAAGAGAAGAAGGUCUGCUUCUCGGUACCAUGGGAUAGCAAAAGUUGUAAGUAAAAGAGCAAGAAAAGGUUUUACUAUUCGGUAUAAUCCUGAUCAACACUGGAGUGCUGCCCUGUACGCUGCGUUAGAUAAACUUCAACAUGAAAAUGGUUGCAAUAUCAUUAAUAUUGGAAGAGACGAUCAGGCAGGCUUCAGAUUGGACACAAUGGCUACCAACAAGCAACACGCCACACUAUGUGUGAAGGGAAAUGAACACCUUACGACAAGAACAGACUAUGUCAACAAAUACUCAUCUAUCCUUCAAACUACAUCAUAUAACUUCCCCAGUACAAAAACGACAAGUGAAAUUUGUGCAGGUGUUGUGAAGGCACCAGGACUUUUUGAAAAAAACCCCGCGCAACAUUUUGCUGAUCUUGAAAUGUUAGAGCAACAAGAAGAAAUAACCCCAGCAUUUAUAAAUCCUAUAACUGGAAAAAGGAAGGAGGUUGAGUGUGUUCGGGUGGACGGAAGUUACGACGAGGGACCAUCCCACUUAGAAGUCCAAUAUUGGUGGACGGUGCGCCAUUUAAAGUCUAAAAGUCGAGUCCUGUUAGUUACAUCAAGAAACAGCGGCGCAAGUUACAAGAACAGAGUAGAAUUGCAAAAUGGGUGCUUGGCUCUGGCACACGCAAAUUUAUUUAUACCUUCGACGCUUAAUGGGUCCUGCCUGAGCAAUGGCGGGAAGGUCGAUGAGAAAUUACAUCACAAAAACUUGAAUUCUGCUAUUGACGUCUACUGUUCAAGGGUUGACAAAGCACCAUGUGCUGGAACUGAAAUUCACCUAUUCCGAGGAGCAGACAGCGCGAAUCAGCAGCUUGAGAAUAAACUCUUAACCACAUUCUUGAAAGGAACAAAAAAAGCAAAGAAAAAGCUAGAGAAAGACCAUCCUCAUGAAUUUAAUGAAAUAAAGCGAAUUUGGGAUUUGCGAGAACGCCAUAUCCGGAAAGAUGUUCCUCAAAAGUAUAUUUUCUGCCUCACUUGCUGCUACAGAGACAACUGCAUUCAUCCACUUUGCAAGGAAGGUGUACCGUUGGAAGAGUGUAAAUGGUACCCAGAGGGCCCUCCUUUGUCCUUUAUACCUGUUCCUGUUCCCGAUCCUGUUCGACAUUACGGUCGUAGCGAAUGCCAGGAAUGUGAAACACAGUGCUCAGGACAUUAUCGCAAAGUUGAUGAGCUGUGGGAAGAGGUUUCUAAAGGAGAUGGAAAGAUGGUUCCUCAUGAUCCACCGUCAAAAGUAAUUUUACAGGAAUUUAAUCGUACCCAUGAAGUACCGGAAGAAAAUAACCUGCUGGAAGUUGCAGAAAAAGUUUUGUUGCCACGUGAUGAGACGGAGAUGUGGUUUCAGCAUUUGAAAAAUGUUUACGAAAAUCGUCAAAAAGGGAUUGUAAAGGCUGCGGAGACAAGAAAAGCUAAGAGGAUGCAACAGCAAGAAACGAACAAGAGUAAAGGUGAACAAAGAAAACAGAAAAAGAGUCAAAGACAACAAGAAGAAAACAAAAGUGCAGAAGAAGAGGGAGGAGCAGUUGAAGAUGAAGAAUUGUGUAAGGCAUGUAAGAGAGUUCACCCAUUGGCUUUGGAAGAUGAGUCUGUUGAUGCAGAUGUGGAUUGGGUUUGUUGUGACAGUUGCACUUGUUGGUAUCACAUGAUUUGUGUUGGAAUCCUUCCUACUGAAGUACCUAGUUACUGGCAAUGCUUAGACUGUGUUGAAUCAUGGGAGUUUGAAUAA
This is a messenger RNA of Dendronephthya gigantea, 2544 nucleotides long. RefSeq lists its product as uncharacterized. The transcript has a single exon. The record is from RefSeq and is a predicted model, not a curated record. NCBI's taxonomy places the organism in Eukaryota, Metazoa, Cnidaria, Anthozoa, Malacalcyonacea, Nephtheidae. Bases 1 to 2544 code for a protein of 847 amino acids.